Messenger RNA from Botrytis fragariae, 234 nucleotides. RefSeq lists its product as uncharacterized. The record is from RefSeq and is a predicted model, not a curated record. The coding region runs from base 1 to 234 and encodes 77 amino acids. Lineage: Eukaryota; Fungi; Ascomycota; Leotiomycetes; Helotiales; Sclerotiniaceae. The transcript has 2 exons.
AUGACACUGCUGCUUCACCAUCAUGAUGAGUAUUCUUGCUCUGAAACUGUCAAACCGAGAUUUUCCAAUCCAACGGCAUUCAUUAACGUCCUAGCUUUGGGGACCCAGUUUCCCAAGAUGUGCUUGUCAUCGGAUAUUUGUACUGCCAAGAUCGUCAUGUCAACAAUGAGGAAGAACGGCAUCAACGGCACCAAUAUUCUGAAAUCCGGUUCCGAAGACUCCAGUUAUGCUUGA